AAAAUGCCAGCUAUCGGAAUUGAUUUGGGAACGACAUACUCAUGUGUUGGAGUAUGGCAGCACGGGAACGUGGAGAUCAUCGCGAACGACCAGGGCAACCGUACUACACCAUCGUACGUCGUUCACGGACACGGAGCGUCUCAUCGGCGACGCAGCCAAGAACCAGGUCGCCUUGAACCCUAACAACACCGUGUUCGACGCGAAGAGGCUGAUCGGGAGGAAAUUCGACGACCCCAAGAUUCAGCAGGACAUGAAGCACUGGCCCUUCAAAGUGAUCAACGACUGCGGCAAACCGAAAAUACAGAUCG
Messenger RNA from Bombyx mandarina (wild silkworm), 308 nucleotides. Its product is annotated as heat shock protein 68. The record is from RefSeq and is a predicted model, not a curated record. Gene Ontology annotation, molecular function: ATP-dependent protein folding chaperone; ATP binding. Lineage: Eukaryota; Metazoa; Arthropoda; Insecta; Lepidoptera; Bombycidae.